AUGUCCGAACCAAUCCCCGAAGCGAUCCCAACCUCUCAAGACCCACGCAACAAACGGCCGACCAAACGACGCGCCCUCUCCCCAACCUCCGCCCAAGCUACUGCCCUAACAAACCUCUUCUCAAAGCCCGAACGAGAAAUCCACAUGCCCACCGGCCCCAAAACCAAAACCCUCCCUCCGCCUCCCGAGAUCGUCACAAACGUUCAGGGAUCCAGCGCAGGAGCUGGAUCAGGCGAAUUUCACGUUUAUAAGGCAGCACGGCGGAGAGAGUAUGAGAGGAUACGGUUGAUGGAGGAGGAGGUUGACAGGGAGAAGGCUGAGAGGGAGUUUUUGGAGAAGAUAGAAGGGAUGAGGAGAAGGGAUGAGGAGAAGACCGAGAAGAAUCGGAGGAAGAGGAGGAAGAAGGGUGAGAAAAAGGGUGGUGGGGGUGGCGCCGGGAACAUCAAGACUGUCGAUGGUGGGGCGAUAUCGAAAGGAGGAAUGGAGCAUGGGAAGCACAUAGAAGAGAGUAGUGCUGAUGGUGAGGCAGUAGUUCCAGAAGCCGAAGGAGGAGGAUUAAUCAUUCACGAUGAUGAAGACUGA
Molecule: messenger RNA, 582 nt
Organism: Tuber aestivum (summer truffle)
Lineage: Eukaryota; Fungi; Ascomycota; Pezizomycetes; Pezizales; Tuberaceae
Source: the annotation of a GenBank genome assembly